This is a messenger RNA of Fulvia fulva, 690 nucleotides long. RefSeq names its product Glutathione S-transferase 3. The record is from RefSeq and is a predicted model, not a curated record. Bases 1 to 690 code for a protein of 229 amino acids. The transcript has a single exon. NCBI's taxonomy places the organism in Eukaryota, Fungi, Ascomycota, Dothideomycetes, Mycosphaerellales, Mycosphaerellaceae.
AUGGGUCUAAUUGUUCACCACCUCGGGCACUCGCAAUCCGAUCGAGUCGUCUGGCUCUGCGAGGAACUCGGCAUCAAAUAUGAGCUGAAUAAAUACGAUCGCAGCCCUGUGCUUUCACCGCAAGAGUAUAAGGACUUGCACCCAAUUGGCGCAGCUCCAGUCAUCGAGGACGAUGGUGGUGUCAAGAAAGCAGAGACCGAGGCUUGCGUGGAAUGGAUCUGCAACAAACAUGCAAAUGGCAAACUCCUGGUCAAGCCAUCCGAGACGAACUACGCCGACUAUCUCUACUGGUACCACGUUACGAACGGAACUCUCCAGCCUGCCGUCGGUCGCGUCAUGGCAUUAAAGAUGAGUGGAAUCAAAGAGGAAGACGCCACGCUGCAACGCUACACGGCCAAGAUCCACCAAGUCCUGAAAUACGUCGAGGAGCGCUUAAGCCAGACUCCAUGGUUAGCAGGCGACGAGUUCUCCGCCGCUGAUAUCAUGAUCAUCUUCACUCUGACUACUAUGAGGGAAUUCUGCCCUGUCGACCUCAGCGCUUACAACAACAUCUUGGCGUAUGUCCAGAAGAUCAUCGCGCGCCCGGCCUACAAGAGCUACUUGCAGAAGGGCGAUCCAGAUAACGACAUUCAGAAGUAUGCGCAAGGUCCACCGCCGCCAAUGUUUGCGGCCUUUGCGAACCACAAGUAG